CCAAGAAGGAUAUGUGGGUUAGAUCAACUAGUUGAAUUUUGGACAAAUUUUUUGGCAGAUGUGACAAAGGUCCUUUGCGAGCUCGAGCUUACGAUAAAGAGAGUUAAGGUAUCGACCACUCCAGAUGAGAAAGUGAUGGAUCUCUUCUUCAUCACCGACACAAGGGAACUUUUACACACAAAGAAGAGACAAGAAGACACAUAUGAACAUUUAAAAGUUGUUCUCGGGGACGCUAUGAUCAGUUGUGAUAUAGAAAUGGUGGGCCCUGAAGCUACUGCGUGUUCACAAGCUCCAUCAUUUCUUCCUGAUGAAUUUACUGAAGAGAUGUUUAACAUGGACUCACCCGAUGAAUGCAAAAUCGGAUCUGUGGCUUUCAGAACUCCAUCCAUCACAAUGGAUAAUUUGUUGAGUCCUGCUCACACGCUUGUCCAAAUUGUUUGUCAGGAUCACAAAGGCCUCCUAUAUGAUAUAAUGCGAACUUUAAAGGAUUAUAACAUCCAGAUUUCUUAUGGGCGAUUGACAACGCAAGAGAACACAGAAUGUGAGCUGGACUUAUUUAUCAUGCAAGCGGAUGGUAGCAAAAUAGUUGACUCAAGCAAACAGAAUGCACUGUGCUCUCGUCUUCGAAUGGAACUUAGUCGUCCUCUUAGAGUAGCAGCGGUCAGCCGUGGCCCUGAUACUGAAUUGCUAGUUGCAAACCCUGUAGAGUUAUCUGGAAAGGGACGUCCCUUGGUUUUCUACGAUAUUACUCUUGCUCUUAAGAUGCUCAAUAGUGUCAUCUUCUCGGCUGAAAUUGGGAGGUAUAUGAUUGGAGAUAGGGAGUGGGAAGUAUACAGAGUUUUACUCGAUGAAGGCGAUGGUUUGUCCAUCUCAAGGGAAGAGAUUGAGCAGGCUGUCUGGAAGAUGCUGAUGAGUUGGCAGUGAUCGCAAUCAGACGUGGUAUUUGACUGCCCGGAACACACAACUUGACCUCUAUGUGGAGUAAACCGCCCUUGAUCGGCAUCUGUGUAACGUUGAUACUUCACAAUGUAUAUAUAUAAUAUUGCGCAUAUACAGGUUUUCUUGUACAACUGGCCUUUUAAUGUAACGAGUAAAUUUCUGUAAUAACGAGAAUAGAGGCAAAUCUGUCUUUUGGACAAUGUACUUUAAUUAAAAAAUUUUGGGAAAGAUUUUUUUUUUA
This is a messenger RNA of Olea europaea var. sylvestris, 1180 nucleotides long. RefSeq names its product ACT domain-containing protein ACR10-like. The record is from RefSeq and is a predicted model, not a curated record. The annotation marks the transcript as partial. NCBI's taxonomy places the organism in Eukaryota, Viridiplantae, Streptophyta, Magnoliopsida, Lamiales, Oleaceae. The transcript is spliced from 4 exons.